Akanthomyces muscarius is the source of this 3111-nucleotide messenger RNA. RefSeq lists its product as uncharacterized. The transcript has 7 exons. Gene Ontology annotation, molecular function: iron ion binding; heme binding; monooxygenase activity. Bases 1 to 3111 code for a protein of 1036 amino acids. The record is from RefSeq and is a predicted model, not a curated record. NCBI's taxonomy places the organism in Eukaryota, Fungi, Ascomycota, Sordariomycetes, Hypocreales, Cordycipitaceae. Gene Ontology annotation, biological process: response to oxidative stress.
AUGAGCUACUCGGAUCUAAAAACGAUCAAAGCCAUUGUCGCCGCGAAGUUGAAGAGGGAGACGCAGUCAGACGACAAAACCAUGAUCAUGGAAAAGACGAUCCAACUCGUUGCUGGUCUUCCAGACUACUCUAGACGCCAAGAGCUCUUGACCAACGAUUUUAUUGACAAGUUGUGGUAUUCACUAGACCACCCACCGCUGCUUUACAUGGGAGAUCAGUACCGUUUCCGCCAGCCUGAUGGAUCACACAACAACCCUCUUAUGCCUCAUCUUGGUGCGGCCGGCACCGCAUACUCUAGGACCUGCAAGCCGCGAGGCAUGGGGCUUGGUGCGCUGCCCCCUCCCGACACGAUCUUCGAGUCAAUCAUGGCGCGAAAUGAAUUUCAGAAGAAUCCAAACAAUGUUUCCAGUGUCCUUUGGUACUGGGCCACAAUCAUCAUCCAUGACUUGUUCAACACCGACCCGGCAGAUGGCAACAUCAACAAUAAUUCAUCGUAUUUGGAUCUGUCUCCAUUGUAUGGAAAUAGCCAGAAAGCGCAGAAUUCUAUUCGAACUUUCAAAGAUGGAAAGUUGAAGCCGGAUGCCUUUGCGGACAAGCGCAUGCUAGGCAACCCCCCGGGUGUCUGCAUCAUUCUCGUCAUGUUUAAUCGAUUCCACAAUCAUGUCGCAGAAAAUCUGGCGGCAAUCAACGAAGGCAAUAAAUUCCCGCAGCCCUCUCCAGAUCUUGCACCAGAGCAAGCCUCUGAAGUAUGGAAAAAGUAUGACGAGGAAUUGUUCCAAACAGCGCGGCUGGUAACAUCUGGCCUCUACAUCAACAUCACUCUCAUUGACUACGUUCGAAACAUCAUCAACUUAAAUCGAGCCGAUACAACCUGGACCCUUGAUCCAAGACAAGAAAUGGGCGUUGCUGUUGGCACGAAAGAGGGCUCGCACAGUGGAGUUGGUAAUGCAAUCUCUGCCGAGUUCAAUCUAUGCUAUCGAUGGCACUCGUGCAUCUCAAAGAAAGACGAGACUUGGAUGCACGACUUUUUCUCAGAGCUACUAGGCAAUAGCGAUCAAGAGCUCGACCUACCGACUCUGAUGGCGGCCAUGAAAAAGUUCGAAAUGACAAUGCCUAAGGAUCCAGGAGAAUGCACAUUCGGAGGCUUCAGCCGAGGCGUAGAUGGCCGGUUUAAUGAUGACGAUUUGAUGCAGGCUCUGACUGCCGCCAUUGAAGAGCCGGGCGGCGCAUUUGGUGCAAUGAACGUCCCAAGAAUCAUGAAGCCGAUCGAAGCUCUUGGUAUUAUUCGCGGCAGGAAAUGGCACGUAGCGAGCCUGAAUGAGUUUCGCAAGCAGUUUGGUCUCAAGGCUUACGAUACAUUCGAGGACAUCAAUUCUGAUCCUUACGUUGCCGACCAGCUACGAAACCUGUACCAGCAUCCCGACAAUGUGGAACUCUACCCGGGAAUAGUUGCAGAAGAGGCCAAACAGCCCAUGGCGCCAGGAGUUGGAAUUACUCCAACCUUCACCAUCUCACGAGUCGUUCUGUCUGACGCAGUUUCACUGGUGCGAGGAGACAGACACUAUACUACCGACUACCACACUGGCACAUUGACAAACUGGGGUUUCAAUGAAGCAAACUAUGACCUCAACGUCAAUCAUGGAUGCGUUUUCUACAAGCUAUUCAUCAGGGCUUUCCCCAACCACUUUAGGGAGAACUCCGUGUACGCUCACUAUCCUAUGGUGACGCCUGCGGAGAAUCGCAAAAUCCUUGCCAACAUGGGCCGAGCGGACUGGUUCAACUUUGAUCGUCCUACCCACAUACCCGACAAGCUAAACAUCAUUUCCCAUCAUGCGUUCAAACACGUACUGGGAAAUGAGCUUACAUACCAACCUCCCUGGGAGCAAGGCUUGGGGUACCUGAUGAAUGAACGCAGCCUGCGGACAAUGCUGGCGGAUGGACCAGAUCUGCACGCUAUCCAGCGAGCCUCUGUCGGCACGUCGCUGUUUGGAGAUGCGUGGAAAUCGGCUGUCAAGAGCUUUUACACUCAGAUGGCCGAGAACCUGCUGGCACAGAAGUCAUACAAAAUUGCAGGGCAGACCCAGAUUGACAUCGUUCGCGACGUCGGCAAUUUGGUCCACACCCACUUUGUCGCUCGCGUGUUCAACUUGCCGCUGAAGACUAAAAAUCACCCCAAAGGAGUCUUUUCUGAGCAAGAGCUGUUCAAAUUCUUGACCAUGAUCUAUAUUUGCAUUUUCUUGGACUACGACCCUGUGAAGUCGUUUCCUCUCCGCCGCGCCGCGAAAGAGGCAUCUGCCCAGUUGGGUGCGCUCAUUGAGACCAAUGUCAAGCUGGGACUCAUGUUUGGCAUGAAGGGUCUCUAUGUCAAGAAAUUUAAAAAUGAUGUUCUUGCUCGAUAUGGCCACGAACUCAUCAAAGCUCUGGCAAAAACUGGGCUGAACGCACACGAGAUAGCGUGGAGUCAGAUCUUGCCGACGGCCGGCGCCAUGGUGCCAAACCAAGCACAGAUGUUUGCGCAAUCGGUGGAUUGGUAUCUCUCUGAGGAGGGCGAAGCCUAUCGUGCAGAAAUUGAGCGCAUCGCGGCGCAAGACUCGACGGACGCAACUGACGCCCUGCUCUUGGGGUACGCAAUGGAGGGUGUGCGCAUGGCCGGUACAUUCAGCCUCUACCGUAAUGUAGCAGCUGAAGACGUCAUGAAAGAUGAUGACGGCCAGCCAGUUUCUGUCAAGCAUGGCGAUACAGUCUUUGUUUCUGUGACACCAGCGACCAAGGAUGCUGGGCUCUCGAGCCCUGAAAAGGUUGACCCCAAGCGCUCGCUCGAUUCAUAUGUGCAGCAUGGCUUGGGCCCCGAGCUCUGCCUGGGACGGGAAGUAUCUCAAACGGGGCUGGUUGCUCUUUUCAGAGCAACUUUCCGGAAGAGAAACCUUCGCCGAGUGCCGGGGCUGCAGGGACAGCUGAAGAGGCUCACGAAGCCAGACGGCAGCCAUGGAUUCAUGACGGAAGAUUGGGGCACGAUUUGGCCAUUCCCCACCAUCCAGUAUCUUCUCCGAUGGCAGAAUCUAAGACCUCCGAAUCGGUUCAUUGCUUUGCCGUAUCGGCUGAUCGGCUGA